AAAUUCAAACUCAAACACAUCCAAAACAAAGAAAAAUCCUUAGAGAAGAUGCAAACUGGAAAGAAUGCCAUGGCUUCUGUAAAGGAGAAGGCUGAGAACGCAGCAGCUUCAGCCAAGGCCGGCAUGGAGAAAACUAAGGCCACUGUGCAAGAAAAUGUGGCCAAGAUGACAACAAGGAAUCCGGUGGAGAAGGAGGCAGCGGAGGAAAGGAAGGAGGAGAGGAAGGCGGUGGCGGAGGAGGAGAAGAGGGCGCAGCAAGAGAGGAACCGGGCGGAGAAGGAGCAGACUAGGACUGGUGCUGUCUCUGGCUACCCUAGUGGGAUGAGUGGAAUAGCUAUUGGGCAUCACCAACCCACCGCCGGCCACACCGCCGGCACUACAACCACUACUGGGACUACCGGGACUACUGGUGCUCGUUAUACUUAGAAGAGUUUGAAGGAGUUUUUCUUGUUUGUUUGUUUGUGUUUGGAUGGCUGGUUUUAGUGUGUGUGUGUGUGUGUAUUGUUAAGUAAUAAGCACUUGCUAGUGUGUGCUUUUAUUGUACUAUUGUUGUACUAUUUUAAGUAUUUAGGUUGUGUCAUGAGAAAUAAAUAAUCAACUAAUGGAUCAGUACUGUUCUACUAGAAUUUUAUCUUG
Messenger RNA from Dioscorea cayenensis subsp. rotundata (Guinea yam), 636 nucleotides. Its product is annotated as 11 kDa late embryogenesis abundant protein-like. The transcript has 2 exons. Bases 49 to 426 code for a protein of 125 amino acids. The record is from RefSeq and is a predicted model, not a curated record. Gene Ontology annotation, biological process: embryo development ending in seed dormancy. Lineage: Eukaryota; Viridiplantae; Streptophyta; Magnoliopsida; Dioscoreales; Dioscoreaceae.